CUGAUUUUGAGUUCAUUGUUUUUAUUGUUGUUGACUUUUCAGUUUGAUUAUAUGUUAUUCCUGGCCCUGUUCAGCUACGUUGUUCUCGUUCGUCAAGACAAAAUUCCUUCCAUCGCCGAAAUUGUGGUUAUCAUCUUCGUUUGUACUUUGUGCGCUGAGGAAAUCAGACAGGUAACACAAUCUUGUAUAUAACGACCUCUAGCCUAGCUGGUGACUCUUUGACAGUUAAAAAAGAGAUCACUUAUGUACUACAUACAUUGAACUUCACCUGCUUUGAGAAGAGAGUAUAAUUUUGCUGAUUUUAGUGCCCCGCGUUCGGUACUCGUUGGGCGCUGACAGAUUUUAACACACACUUUUUUAAAUUAAAGUACCGAGUGCUAGGGAUCGAUGGAUGAAUGGACGGAUAGGUACUUUAUUGGUAUGGACAUCGCAGCCAGAGGCUGCACUACGUAUAUACAUACAAACGACAAAAACUACUAAAUUAUAGAGAACGCAUAAAUUACAAUCGAUUUAAGAAAUUCAAAAGCUUUAACUACAAAGGAUAUCUAAAUAUACAAAAAAUUUAUAAACCACGAACAAAGUUUUAUUUUAAAAGAACUGGUGGCUAUUAGAAUGAGUUCACCCGAAGGCAUUGGAAAUUAAUAAAACAACUCUUGGCCCUACAAGUUUUAGACUUGACACCAAGUCCUGGCAUGUCUGAAGGGGUUUGACCGUGUAUAUUGAGUAAAACUGCGGAACAAUGCAGUUUGCGAUUUAUAUGAAAGAUUACUCUUUUUAACUCGUGGGGACACGCGAGCGUACCACGAGUUAUUGCAGGGACAAGGAUAUGCAAAUUAGUCACUCGCACACUCGUAGUAGACGGACAUUGGGUCGAGGCUAGUCCGAAUUCUUAUGAGAACGUGCUCGUUCGCUGCUCAGACUCAGAGUUUUCUUUGUGGCAAAUUUUCUACACCACGGUUAGAGGUCUUACCAAAUUUAAGACACGCAGGAGUCUUUCAGAUGAGUACGAUGGUUAACUUCGGGAUUGGGUUGACGAGAAGAUGAGCAUUUGCUCUUCGACUCCGCAAGAUCACUGGGGAUAUACAAAUUCCAGCUUGCUGGAAAGUGAUCUUAAAAUGAGAAAAUAUCAUGUCAUGCUAUUCUUAAGAACCUGCAUGAGCCGGAAAUGGAUGUGACUUUGACCAUUAGCUUCAAAAUAACAGAGGAAAUCGGGGUAAGAAAACAUAUGUUUUGCGUCGUACUUCGCAGACGAGGUGUAUCGGCUCAGUAAAGCAUACAAUGUAUGUUCUUUCGUUCAUUCAUUGCCUUCAAAUGCGUUUACACAGGCAUUAAAUAAAAUACUUUUCACCAGAAUGACACAAUCAGUUUUAGUGGUGUAGCGGUUAGGUAAAGUCGCAACGAGGCGAAGGUGCCGGGUUCGAGUCCUGCUCAUGACCUUUCUUUCUUUCUUCCUUCCUUCUUUCUUUUUUUUCCCCGUUUUUGUUUUCUGGUUUUUCUAUAAAUAUAUACCUUAAUACAUAACUGUUAUUUAAUAAAGUGCAAUAAACAGUAAGAAAAGUAUUGUGUUUCCAGAGAAAAGAUAGUAUAUUAAAUAUAUGGAUAAACAAUCUGAACUUCUAUCAUUUCUCACAAUUUACUGUGGGAAAACCAGAGUUGUUAACCAUUUGAUUAUUUUCCAAACAACUUUCCCACGAGUUGACGAUAGUCUUUCUUUGAUUUUGGUAGAUUCUUCACUCCGAAUCACCAACACUGAAAAACAAAUUCAAAACUUGGGCCUCCAGUUACUGGAACCGUCUCGACGGCCUCGCAGUGGUAUCGUUUUUCAUUGGCCUUGGACUAAGACUAUAUCCACCAACGCGUGAUGCAGGUCAUGUGGUUUACUGCUUUGAUGUGGCUAUGUGGAUUAUGCGUUUGAUGCACUUUUUUUAUGUUAGCAAACACAUGGGACCUUACGUGGUGAUGAUUGGCAGGAUGGUAAGGGACGACAGUUAUUGA
Porites evermanni is the source of this 1995-nucleotide messenger RNA. The record is from the annotation of a GenBank genome assembly. NCBI's taxonomy places the organism in Eukaryota, Metazoa, Cnidaria, Anthozoa, Scleractinia, Poritidae.